CUACCCCCUUGUUGAUUCACCAACAGCUGCUAAAUUGUCUGGUUCUGUCCCAUGUAAAAUACAGAAACUCAUCGGUGUCAGUCUGUCGAUAACCUCCGAGGUGAAUCUGCACGAAUAAAGGCGAACAACCCGAAAUCGAAGCAGUGGUGGUGGUAGAUAUUUAGUUCAAUUUUUACCCUCGGCCUCGGGCUAAUGCUAACCGAUUAGCUCGACCAGUGCAACUGUUUACUUCAAGUAAAGAAAUGCAGGUCUGGACAACUUCUCUUUGAAGUGUGGCGAUGGCCGGUUCCCAGUGGGAGCUUCCUCCAGAGUUGUGCUGUCGGCCCCUGGCCUUCGUGGCUCUUACUGGUCUGGAUGUGGUGUACAACGCUGUGCAUCGAGCUAUUUGGGAUGCUUUCUGUGUCAAUCGUCGAGUAGAUCGAGUCCCCAUCUCUUUUAAAGUACUUCCAGGGGAUCAUGAGUAUCCCAAAUGCCGCACUAAGCGGACCUCCUAUGAAUGGUACAUCCCAAAAGGCAUCCUGAAGACCGGUUGGAUGAACAAACAUCUGAACCUAGUACCUGCUCUGGUGGUUCUCUUUUAUGAACUGGACUGGGAUGAUCCACAGUGGAAAGAGAAACAGUCAGAAUGUGCCACUAAAGUGGAGAUUGUCAGAACCAGUCUCCAGGGCAGGAACACCAAGGUGGCCGUGGUUCUGAUCCAGAAGAAAACCCCUCUACCCCCAGGGGAGGACCUGGUGGCCUCCGAGAGGGCAGCUGCUCUGUGUAAUUCCUGUGACCUCUCUGGUAAAAGUCUCUUUGUGCUGCCACAUACAGACCACCUGGUGGGCUACAUUAUCAGGUUAGAGAAUGCCUUCUACGAACACGCUCAGACGUACUACUACACAGAGAUCCGCCGCGUCAAGUCGCACAAGGAGUUCCUCAACAAAACCACACACCAGCUGCUGUUUGUCAGACACCAGUUUAAGAUAGCUUUCUUCAGUGAGCUGAAGCAGGACACACAGAACGCCCUGAAGUAUUACAGGACAGCGUACAGUCUGGUCCACGAGCUCCGAGCUCAUGAAACCAACAUGUUGGAGAUUAAAACCCUGGCUGGAUUCAUCAACUACAAGAUCUGUCGUCUGUGUUUCCAGCACAACACUCCCCUGGACGCCAUCGCUCAGUUCAGGAAACACAUUGACCUGUGUAAGAAGAAGAUUGGCAGCGCUGAGCUGGGCUUUGAACACGCAGCCUGGAUGUCCAAACAGUUCCAGUCUUUUGGAGAACUCUUCGAUGAAGCCAUUAAACUGGGCCUGACGGCCAUCCAGACCCAGAACCCUGGGUUCUACUACCAACAGGCUGCAUGUUACAGUCAGGAGAGGAAGCAGCUGGCACUGCAGCUCUGCCAGGGUGGGGCCACGUACCCGUCCUCUGACCCACUGGACACUCAAAGUGGAGGACUGGACUUCUUUGGACAAAGACCGUAGAGACCUGGACAUCAGAGUAUUGAUCCUCCAGACGCAGAGAAGGAGAAGUUGGGGAUACUGGCUCUGCAGAUCAAAGAGAGAGAUGUUCCACAUUCUGAGGUGAUAAUUGCCCUCCUCAGUAAUGCUGUUGCCCAGUUUAAGAAGUACAAGUGCCCCAGGAUGAAGAGUCACCUCAUGGUGCUGAUGGGAGAGGAGUACUACCACGCCAAGGACUACACCAAAGCUCUGAAGCUCUUGGACUAUGUGAUGUGUGAUUAUCGCACAGAGCGCUGGUGGGCGCUCCUGACCGCCAUACUGACCACAGCGCUGCGCUGUGCUUAUCUGAUGGCCAGUGUCAAAGACUACAUCAUCUACUGCAUGGAGCUUCUGGGCAGAGCUUCAACACUGAAGGAGGAACAAAAGAGUCGGAUUGACAAGAACCUCAUCAGAGUCCUGAAGAACGAGGUUCCUGACCCUGAGCCGGACUGCGAUCCGUCCUCCGUCAGUGCAGCUGCGUUGCUGUGGAACGACCGCGUGGCCUUAGCUGGAUCCAGUGAGUUCAACAUCGAGGUCCAGGACUACAUACCCUUCAUCCAGUGCAAGGCCCGGUUCCUCUGUCCUAGUUUCCAUGUAGACCAGCCCAUCCAGCUGCAGGUCUUCCUCCAGGCUGAUUGUCCUCACUCUGUAUCAGUGAACAAGCUGGCAGUCAGCCUCAGUAACCAGGAAUACAACCAGUGGUGUGUGAUGGCAUCCUCAGGUCAGGACAGUAUGAUUCUGUUACCUGGAAAAACUCAGUGUUUCAACUUCAGCUUCGUGGCAAAAACUGAGGACGUUGGGAAGAAGAUUGAGAUGACAGGCAUCGAGGUGAUGUUGGGCUGCGACACUGGCCGCUGUGUGUUUCUGAGCUGGAGGGGGGCGGGUGGAGAUGCAGCCUCUACCCAUGAAGCUUUGCAGGCCAGUCGCUGUUCACGCCGAUGGGGACGGAGUGCAGAGCUUUGUAAAGAGUUGGAGUGGGACAGCCUGAGCAUGCAGCACAGCACCAUGAUCAUUUCCAGAGUUCCCAGGAUUUCAGUUCAGCUGAGUCAUCAUCCUCCUGCUCUCAGUAAUGAAAUCUACUGCAUCAACCUCACUGUCCAAUCAGAGGAGGAGGGCGUGGCCAAGGACAUGAUGUUGACAGCUGGUCUUAAACCAGGUCAGGAUGCCAAUCUCGGCCACAGCACCCAUGUGACCCUGGAGGGGUCAAAGGUCUGCGAGGACACUGACCCUGCUCUGCUUCCUGACAUUCCCCUUGGAGACUUGACGGCCGGAGGAAAGUUGGAGACGUGUGUGUAUCUGAGGUGUGUGUCCACUGGUCCGCGGGUCUUCCUCUUCCACGUGGCCUACAGCAUCGACACCACGGUGGAGGGACGACACGUGGUCUGCAAAUGUCACAAGGAUGAGAUCGUAACCAUAGAAACUGUGGAUCCAUUUGAAGUUUCUGCCAAGUUCAUGUCCAUCAAGUUUGAGCCAGUGGAGCGGUUGGCUGUGGACGUUCCUUUCCUGUUGAUGACAGACAUCGUCUCCUCGUCUCCCUGGCCUCUGCUGCUGGCCUCCUCCUCCCUCCACCUCCUUAAUGUGACCAGCAGCCCCCCCCACCCUGAGUCACAGCUGCAGGGAGUGGUUUUACAGACGGGUGAGUCUGCCAGUGAGUGUGUCAGUCUCCUCUGUCCACCACUGACCUCCACCAGCAGCAGCAGCAGCAGCAGCAGCAGCAGCAGCAGCAGCAGCACAGUGGCCACAGGACAGUACCUGAUAUCAUGGAGGAGGAAGACGUCCAGCGCUGACGCUCCGCUGGUCCAGACUACGGUCACACUGCCCCACGUCAUCCUGGAGUCGGUCCCUCUCUACAUCCACGCCGACGUACCGUCAUUCGGACGAGUCAGAGAGUCGCUGCCGGUCUGCUACCACAUCCAGAACCGGACCACUCUGGUGCAGGAGGUGGAAAUGGCUGUGGAACCAUCUGAUGCCUUCAUGUUCUCUGGACUCAAACAGGUGCGUCUCCGUAUCCUCCCAGGCUCUGAGCAGCAGAUGCUGUACAACUACUACCCCCUGAUGGCUGGUUACCAAACACUGCCUCAGCUCAACAUCAGUCUGCCACGCUGUCCCCUCACCAACACACACACCCUGAGACGAUACCUGCCGCAACACAUCUUUGUCAAGCCUCAGGGUCGACCACUGGACGCCGCCUCCAUCGCCGCAGCCUGAGGACACGGCUGUUGUUGACCAGUGGUUCUCCACAGAGACAAGGAAGGACAAACUGGGACUGGGACACGUCUGAGAGUCACUGAGGGAGAGUCACUGAGGGAGUCACUGGGAGUCACUGAGGGAGUCACUGGGGGCGUCACUGAGGGAGUCACUGAGGGAGCCACUGAGGGAGUCACUGAGGGGGUCACUGGGGGAGUCACUGAGGGAGAAUCUGAAGAACGAUGACGUCAUAAUGAACCUGAAACAAACAUGUGUGUGAACUGUGAUCAACCUGUGUGUGUGUGUUGUCAAGAAAAGAAGAUUUGAAUAAAGUCAACCAGACCACAACCAGU
Molecule: messenger RNA, 4018 nt
Organism: Cynoglossus semilaevis (tongue sole)
Lineage: Eukaryota; Metazoa; Chordata; Actinopteri; Pleuronectiformes; Cynoglossidae
Gene: trappc11
Product: trafficking protein particle complex subunit 11
Exons: 31
Source: RefSeq, a predicted model, not a curated record